CUAAUUUGAAAUGUGCGCUUUAGGUCUAUGAUUAGCUUCACAGAAUCUUUUAUUCUGAAACAAGGAGCCGGAAAUGCACUAAUACACACCAGCGAAGAAGAGCACGAAGCUAGCUUGCCAAGCUAACCGGUUGUAGACGUCUGAUUGAAGAUGUAAACUUGUAUAAACCUUUCGAUUGAAUGGUAAAAAUAAUUAACCGUGUCGUUAACAGGCGUUGUAGCUGCUGUCGGUUUGUGAUUUGACACGGUGUCAAAUGUGAAGAGAUUCCAACAUGUCCAUCCAGUUUGUGUAUAGCCAUCAGCACUUCGUCACUGAUGUGUAUCGGAUCAGUGGAAACAAUUCCGCUAAAAACUCUGCAUCAACAAAGUUUGACACCGCCAUCCAAGGCGGCUGGGCAGACAGGAUGGCACGGGGCAUAUUUCGCUACCAUCUGGGGAAUUUAAAAACACGGGUCCUGCUGGGUUCCCAUGGCUAUGUGGCUCAGCUGAAUAUCCAACGAGGAAUAGAGAGAAGAAAGCCACAGGAGAUCAUGAGCAUUAAGCAGGAGUUCAAUGCCAAGCAGUUUAACUUUAACAAAAUUAAACACGAUGAAAUCAUAUUUGAGAUGAUAAAGGACAAAAAAGGAGGUUCACCUUUGACUAACAAUGCAGAGUGUCCUCAACCCCAGAAGAUGGUUGUGUUGGUCAAUGUUAGCCCUCUAGAGUUUGGACAUUGUCUCUUUGUCCCAGAUCCUGCUCACUGUCUCCCACAGAUCCUGACAAAGUUUGCAAUCCAUGUCGGCAUUGAAGCUGUGCUUCUGAGCUCUGAUCCCGGUUUCCGUGUGGGGUUCAACAUGAAAAGAUGA
Neolamprologus brichardi is the source of this 844-nucleotide messenger RNA. It is a transcript of the gene gdpgp1, whose product is annotated as GDP-D-glucose phosphorylase 1. NCBI's taxonomy places the organism in Eukaryota, Metazoa, Chordata, Actinopteri, Cichliformes, Cichlidae. Gene Ontology annotation, biological process: glucose metabolic process. Gene Ontology annotation, molecular function: GDP-D-glucose phosphorylase activity. The record is from RefSeq and is a predicted model, not a curated record. Gene Ontology annotation, cellular component: cytoplasm.